AUGUCUGGUUUCAAUCCUUUCCGCGCGAGAAACCCAGACAGUAGCUCCGCUGGUGCCACGGCAUCACUCCCAAUUCCCGACAAUGCGUCGCUGGACCUGUUCUCCAAACCAGCUCCUUCGGUGCCUACCCAGCUGCCCAACGGUUACCCCAAGAAGCCUGCGUUAUCCUUGGAACUCGAAACCGAUGACUCGACUUCAACAGACGAACAGUCUGUGGAUCCGUUCAAUCCCGACCCUUCCGUGAGCGACAUUGACAACGACCUUGGCUACGAUGACAAUACCCAGCGGAGAAGCUCCACGAGCUCGGCGCUCAAUGAUCGCCCGCGAGAAUUCUUUGGGUCUGCUCCACAUCCAGCUCCAUCCGCCGAUGGAUCGACGACCACGCCAUCAUUCAACUUGCCAUUUGUACCUGCUACACAAACCAUGCGGUCAGGAUCAGAGACUGGACUGACCUCGGACUCAAGCUCACCGCAAGAAAAUGUCCCAAUGCCGGUGACUCGCGAUGGGGGCCAGACACAAACAUCUCGAUCUCCACCGGAGCUAGGCACCAGUACAUCUCCGUCAAGUCGGUCCAACAAAGAAAAGAAGCCACCACCUCCCCCACGAAGUCAUCAUGGCAAACGUAUUAGCACUGCUACGAAUACUACGGCCAGCACCAGUGUCAAUGCCGCUUCUUCGUCCUCUCACACCUCACCACCUCGAUCUACUAACCGCCUCCCAUACCAUGCCUCCUCCCCGGAGAGCCAGAUCUCUGCACGCCGGUCCGGUACCCCUAAUGCCAGCUCGACAAGCCAGGCUCCGGGAUCAGACUACUUCACCUUCUCGGUUUCUUCUGAAGACCAGCAGCGCGCACGAGCACCGGACCCGACCUAUCCAGGCGAGUCCGUCCACCGCAGUACCUCUCAACAUUCCCAGCACAAACGCCCCCCCACUCCCCCUCUAAGCCGCCGACAUAGCCAGAUGCGACGAUCUAAGUCCAUACAGUCCAAGUCAAGUGGCAGUCGUCUAACCAUGUCCUCGCGUGAUUCCGAGAGCACGGAUAGCUCACAGCCUCCUAGCCCGGGUCCAUCCACCCGCUCCCUGGCCUCUUCAAUACCAGAUCGCAAGCGUCUCAGCAUGCCACCACCUGCCUCUAGGUCCAGGGAGAGGGAAGUUGAACUGCGUGCCGUGCCCGGGCAUUCCCUACCCCCAGACUCCUUAUCACCACCUCCCUCAACCAGCAGAUCAAAUCCUCCCCCGCCCGGUCGGCUAUACUGUCCGGUGGCUCGUCCUCCUCCGUGGCACCUCCACCCCCGCCGCCUCCCGCGCCGCGCGCGAGACUCUGGUUCCCGUAGUAGCGAGGGGAGGCCGGUGUCACAGGUGAUGGGGAUGGAGGAAACACCUUUGCCGCAGCCAUCUAAUGCUCAGGAUAUCUUGGCUGAUCUGUCCCGGCUGCAGAAGGAGGUGGAUGAUCUGCGUGGGCACUAUGAGAGCCGCAAGGUUAGUCAAUGA
Messenger RNA from Penicillium cataractarum, 1491 nucleotides. RefSeq lists its product as uncharacterized. The record is from RefSeq and is a predicted model, not a curated record. The transcript is spliced from 3 exons. NCBI's taxonomy places the organism in Eukaryota, Fungi, Ascomycota, Eurotiomycetes, Eurotiales, Aspergillaceae. Bases 1 to 1491 code for a protein of 496 amino acids.